This is a messenger RNA of Parnassius apollo (apollo), 4686 nucleotides long. The record is from the annotation of a GenBank genome assembly. Lineage: Eukaryota; Metazoa; Arthropoda; Insecta; Lepidoptera; Papilionidae.
AUGCAAGAGCGCCUGGAAAGUGGGUCUUGGAAUAUUGAUACAAUGAUUUCACAUGGCGCUAAGGAACGACAUCUAGCCUGCGCUAUUCUUGCCUGGAAGCAAUUAGUUCAUGAAGAAACAAACAGCCUUUAUGAAUAUGUACUUAAAAUGUUAAGUAAAGACAUGGUUGAAAAAGGCGAAACAUUCACUAGUGAAGAUAUACUUCUUGUCAGAACCACCGAUGUUGCCUGUGAGCCAAAAAUGCUAACCAAUCUAAAGGAAUCUCAUUAUUCCAAUGUAGUUGAUGCUGUGAACUCAGACACCCGGUCUCUGGUCGGUCCUGUUAUAAAAUUGCCAGGUGAAACGAAAAUUGUAAUGCGACUGGAACAUACACCAAACCCACGCAUUACAAUAAAAACGUCGCAGAAGACUCAAAGUAGUGAUAUAAAGAACAAAAUAAACGCGGUAUGUUGUUUGGAGUCCGCUUGUGUAGAGCGUUUGACUGAGUUGGAUUCAGCAACUUCAGAGCUGCGGAAACGUGUUGGGCAACUGGCAAAGAGGGAAGCUGAACGCUUAGAUUUGUUAGAACGCGCAGAGGCUGCGUGGAAGGAUCUUGAAAUGGGCUAUAAUCGCCGUCUCGCGCAUGCCGAAGAACAACAGGACGAUCUUACGAAACAGAUAACAAAUUUAAUAAAUGAACGCAGCGAUUACAAGGACGCUUGUAUUGUAAUGGCAAAACAAAUAGAAGCCCGAGCAGAAGAUGUAAAAAAGGAUCAUGAGAAUCUGAAAAAUAUAGAGCAGGAGUUUUAUGAGCGGGCACGAAAAAAGUUUUACCUGGUUGAUGAGGUAACGCGCGUUGAUGCCUCGCUCGCGGCACAACAGUGUCGCGCCGCACAACUCAGUAGAGACCUUCAAUUAAAAGAAGAACAAGCACGAAGAAAAUUAAAAAAUUUAGAAAAUGAAGUGGAGUCUUCGCGUGGACUUAAGUUUGAUACAGGAAGAGCUCUACGUAACGAAUUAGGCGCGGUGAAAGAUCAAGUUGCGAAAAUUUCAAAACUGCUUUUAGUAGAAGACAGCGAGAAUAAAAAUAUUAGCAACGAGCUUGCAGAAUUAAAUCAGAAAAAAAUGAAAGUUAUUGAAGAUCUAGAUGACUGUAAAAUUACGUGUGAUAGUCAUAUGCAAGGCAAAAUGGAAGAGCUUAAAACCAAAAAGAAGCAGCUUGCUGAUAUAAGAGAAAAUAUAUUAGAUUGUCGCUGUAAGAUACCUCAAGAUAAUAGCGUGGAAGCAAAGCGAACACCUUCCCUUGCCGCUAUAUGCCGAUGUACAUCUGAAAAUGAAAUACUGGAUUCAUGUUCGUGCACGUCUCUUCGAAGUAGUUUAAUGUCAAACUUGCUUAAAGACCUCUUCGGAGGUUUGCAAUCCGAGUUGGGUGAUACUGGACCAAAAAUGCCAUGCCAGUUGCUAAAGUGCUUAGAAGACAAACAUAACUGGGACCAUUCCAGCGCAGUUAAAACUAAUCUUCGCACUUUCUUUUCACAAUUGCUUAUUGGCGAAUUAGAUAUUGCAAUCGCUUCGUCGAUCGAAAAAUAUCACGCGAAGUGGAUAGGUUCUUCCUGUGUGAAUGAAGAUUUAUCAAGAAAUCCAAAUGAAAACGAUGUCGAAGAAUGGCAGCAACGAAACGUGGAAAAACAGGCUCAAAAACUUGCGACGCAAUUGGCUGAGCAAUUAUUUCAAGAGAGGGCUGAGUUAAUAAUGCAGAAAGCUAAAGAUGUCGUAAAGCCAGCACCGCCACCGUGUGAUUGUGAUAAAACAACAUCAGUUUCUACGUACUCAUGCAUUUUAACGACCCCCACAGAAAAAUAUACUAAUCGACAAAAUACUGUAGAAAAAGCUAAAUCAUCUGCAAAAGAAAAUACUUUUAGGAACUCCACACAGCUUCAUCUUCAGGUGGAGGACUCUAAAAUGCAACCCAUCAAAGGAAUGUGCUUGAAACCCACAAAUGACAAAAACAAUAAGUUGGGCUAUCGAUCAUGGAGCCGAGAUAAACGUAGUAUUGCAAGAGAAACCAAAAAAGAUAGAAAGGAUUUAAGUGCGAAACAAAUUGUUAAUCACAGAGCAGUAAGUACAGAUAGGAAUGCAACUUUAUGUAACAUAAAGUUUAGUCCAUUAAUUAAAAAGCAAGCCGAAAAUAUCGUUUUCAUUAGAGAUACAAACAAAUUAAAUUUUAAUCGCAGUUUUCCUGGUAAAUAUUCUAAUAAAAGAUCAAGCAAAAGAUCAGGUCAGUCUUUCGCAGUCAAUUUAUGUCUAUGUGGUUCACAAAGAGACCGCCAAAAUGUUUUAUCGGAAAAAUAUAAUUUUAAGAAAAACAAAAAUAUGUCACACAGGAGUUACGACAGCUACAACGAUAAUCUGUCUCUUUCAAGACCAUUAAAAAAACUGUCUAAUACUGAAUUAGCAAAAUCUGGUAAACAAUCUUAUGAGAUAUUAAAUACACAAUCAAAAAUUUUUUAUGAUCUACGUUGCUCGAGUGAAUGUGUUUGUUUUCAUAAAAUACCUUCAAAUAGAUCCAUUGAAGAACUAUUAGAAACUUUUAGAAGAGAAGAUUCUUGUUUAGUUGAUAAAAGAAACUCAAAAGAUGUGGUACCCCAGGACGCUAAGCAUGUAUCUAUUCGUAGAAGUGUAACUCAAAAUAGCGAAAUUCUUCUUAAUUAUGACCUAGCUCAAGCAAAUGAUAAAAAUAUAUUAAUGCCAAAUUCUACUGAGGAAAUACUUACAAUUUACUCGAAAAAAAUUCAACCUACAUAUAGUAAGUCAAAUUACGUAGGUAUUAUAAAUUUUCAAAAAGGUAAUGAAUUAUUUGAAAGUCCAGAUAUUACAAAAAGUAUCGAUGCUAAAGCACGUACAAAAGAUAAUAUUACAGAUAAUGUUCCUCAUUCAAAUACCGAAAAGGAAAAUAAAUUAUAUAGGAAUCAUAACACACAAGUUUCAAGCAAUAAAAUAAAUGAAGGACAUGAUAUGAAGUUUGAUGAUAAAAGUUACUUAUAUACUAAAGAAAAUCCUAGUCAUGAUCAUAGUUGUAAACAUACUAGUAUCGAAAAUUUAAUUUGUGAUACGGAAAUAAGCAUACAGUGUUGUUUAGAGAAACCUAAUUUGGGUACUAAUUGUUCAUUAGCAACUGUUAAUAAAUAUAACAAGUUUAAACUUCCUGACUCACAUUAUAAUGUAAAAUUCUUGGGAGUUACCCUAAACAAUGACACAAGUAAUCGUACUAGUUGUGAUAUCACAAAUAACCUAUUAAGUAAUAAAAACUGUUUAAAAGCGGAGAAUACCCAAAUUAACAACGUUAAUCUGUACAAUGAAAACAAAACAAAAUUAAAUUAUGAUAGUUAUAAUAAUUUUAAAGAGCUUAACAACGUAACGUAUGAUAUUUAUAAUAGGUCGAUAAAAUCGUUUGAUAACAAUAAUGAAUGCACCUGUUGUAAUAAAAAUGACGAAGAUGAAAGUAACGACUUAGAAAUAAAUACUUUUGAACUGUUAAUAGAGUAUUUCAAGAAAAAGUUGGAGGACAUUAAAUUAUCUACUUCAAUUUCUGCUAACCUACCUUUAAAGGAAGACAUUUUAUAUUCUGAUAUACUUAAACGAAUAAAGGAAAUAAUUUUGGAAAAAUCUACUGAAAUAACAUGUAAAUGUUUAAAAGAUAGUCAAAUUGAUAAAAGUGAAAUAAGUUGGAGAAGAGCUUGUGGACUAUUACAAGAAUAUCUAAGAUCUAAAAUAAAAAAAAUUAAGUGCUCUUGUUCUAUCAAUGUUAAAAACUCUGAUAAAGUAGUACACGAAAUCUUAGAAAAUAUAUGCGAGUUGAUUGAAUACGACUUUAGACAAUUGAAAAAAAUCUAUAAUCAUAACAAUACAUUGAAAUUCUGCAAUAAUAAAAUAAAGAUGGAUAGUCUUCAAUCUUUUAAUGAUGCACGGAUAAAUAAUCUUUGCCAAGUAACUGCAGAUCUUAUAAGUGAAGUAAUUCCUGUUUUUGAUACUGUAAUUAACAAAAAUAUAUCUACGUACAAUAUAGAACUAAACAACCCCUCGAAAGAAAAUAAUUUUUAUCACGAAGUACCAAAUGCUGUUACAAUAAUUAAACCUGGUGAAAUAAAUAAAUCUAGCAAGCAAACCGUUACACUUACUACGCAUAUGGAUCAAAUAGAAGAAUUAAAUAAGUAUGAGAAACAAGAUGAUUAUAUUAAGCUUGAUAAAGGAAUAUACGCUCAUUUAACUGACGAAAACGUUGAGUUAAAAAGUUCGAAACAAUGUUUACAUAAUGUUAUCCAUGACACCACAAAUACGUCACAUAUUUACUCAAAUAACGAACCAGUUAAUUUGAGUUAUGAUGAAUGGGACGACUGUGAAUCUUCUCCUUGUUGUCAAACAAAUAAUGAGUAUAUUAAUACCCAUGACCAGCUUUGUAGCUAUUUCAAUUCGCCUGUAGAUAAAGUCGCAAACCAUUUGAAGGAUAAAAUACUGUUAGAUAGUGACGAAGUGAUGGCAUACGGUAUUAAAUCACAAAACUGUAAUUGUGAAAUGGUUCCAAUUUGUCACGUUAAAAUGCUUGUAGGUAAUAUCGAAAGUAAACUUGUGAAUUCAAUGUGCACGUGUGAUUCUAUGGACCCCAAAGUUUGUCCGGUACAUUUUGAGACAGGCUUUAAUUUUAAAUAG